UGGCAGCCCUCAAUCCGCACUCCUGUGGAAGACGACGACCAUGGACUGGAGUAGUGUCCUUCACCGUGUUACCAACUUUUAGCUUUUAGUUUCCAUACGGGCAAGUGGAGUGAGGUGGGGGAGCUGCUCUGAGCUGUAAUGGGAGAGAUAGAGGGUUCGUACCGGGCCCUGCAGACCCCUGGCACAAGGCUGGGGGCCCAGUUCAGUGCUGGUAUCAGCACUUUGGAGUCGGGCCAGACCCUCAGUGCCAACACGGUUAGCGGUGGCAGCAGCAAUGGGCGAGGACUACAAAUCCGUGUGCAGGGGCUGGACGACUCCCAGGAGUUCUUUUACACAGACCCAAAGGCUCUUGGACAGGCGCUGCUCUCCGAUGUUUUCCACAGAGGGAACCUCAUAGAGAGUGAUUACUUUGGCCUGGAGUUUCAGAACAUGCAAAUGAACUGGGUUUGGCUCGAACCCACAAAACCCAUUGUGAAACAAGUCAGGAGACCAGCAAAUACGUUCUUUAGACUGUCGGUGAAGUUCUUUCCUCCAGACCCCGGUCAGCUGCAUGAGGAGUACACAAGGUACUUAUUCUCGCUGCAGAUAAAAAGAGAUCUGAUGGAGGGCAGGUUGAUCUGCACAGAAAAUACUGGAGCCCUGCUGGCCUCUCACGUUGUCCAGUCGGAGAUUGGUGACUAUGACGACGUAGCAGACAGGGACUUCUUGAGGAUGAACAAGCUGUUGCCUUACCAAGAGAAGGUGCAAGAGAGGAUCAUGGAGCUCCACCACAGACACCUGGGCCAGACUCCCGCUGAAUCAGAUUUCCAAAUCCUGGAGAUUGCACGUAAACUGGAGAUGUAUGGUGUCCGCUUCCACCCAGCAGCUGACAGAGAGGGCACCAACAUUAACCUGGCUGUCGCUCACAUGGGCCUUCAGGUUUUCCAGAGCAACACAAAAAUAAAUACCUUCAAUUGGUCCAAGAUUCGCAAACUUAGCUUCAAGAGAAAACGGUUCCUGAUCAAACUCCACCCUGAGGUUCACGGCCCCCAUCAGGAUACUCUUGAGUUUCUGAUGGCCAGUCGAGACCAGUGUAAAAUCUUUUGGAAGAUCUGUGUGGAGUACCAUUCGUUUUUCCGUUUGUUCGACCAACCCCAACCCAAAUCCAAAGCCAUUUUCUUCACUAGAGGCUCUUCCUUCAGAUACAGUGGGAGGACCCAGAAGCAGCUUGUGGAGUAUGUCAGGGUGAAUGGAGCAAAGAGAACCCCGUACCAGAGGAGGAACAGUAAAAUCCGAAUGUCUGCUCGAUCCUUAGCAACAGAUGUGCCAAAACCGGGUUUGUCAUUCAAUGACAGUCUCAAGUCCAAAGGCCCCCCUCCCUCUACUUCGGUGUCCUUCCACCCAGCACAUAUCUCUGGCAUCCUCCCACGAGCAGAACUCCAACCUCAGCCCCAGCUGUUCCCCACACUGAACCAGUCUCCAGCACCUCCCCAGCAGCACCAGAACCAGCAACAGCAGCAGCUUCAGUCCCCCCUGCAAGCUACCCGACCCCCCAGCCCUCUGAAGGAAGAACCUGUCAAGCCUGCUUCCCCAUCUCACUACGCUUUUCAAGAUUCGGUCAUGGACAGCCCUCAGCUCUCACCCCUCACCUCCAAGGGUCCCCUGUGCCUCUUGACAUCCUUCCAGACGUCGAACCUCAGCCUGCCAGGCCAGGCCUCGCCACCCCUGCAAAGCUCCAUCCUGAGCGAGGUGGGCAGCAAUGCCAGGCUAGAGGAGGAGGAGGAGGGCAGGAGGAAGCGAUAUCCCAUCGAUAAGGCCUAUUUCAUUGCCAAAGAGAUUCUGACCACAGAGCGAACCUAUCUUAAAGACCUUGAAGUCAUCACUGUGUGGUUCCGCAGUGCUGUGAUCAAAGACAACGCCAUGCCCGAAGGCCUGAUGACCCUCCUCUUCUCCAACAUUGACCCCAUCUACGAGUUCCACCGAGGUUUCCUCAAAGAACUCGACCAGAGGCUGGCUCUCUGGGAGGGACGCUCUAAUGCUCAUGUCAAAGGGGACUACCAGAGGAUUGGUGAUGUGAUGCUGAGGAACAUGUGUGCUCUUAAGGAGUUCUCCAGCUACCUACAGAAGCACGAUGAGGUGUUGACUGAGCUGGAGAAAGCCACCAAGAGGCUGAAGAAGCUGGAGGCGGUCUACAAAGAGUUUGAGCUGCAGAAGGUCUGCUACCUGCCCCUCAACACGUUCCUGCUCAAGCCCAUCCAGCGCCUCAUGCACUACAAGCUCAUCCUGGAGAGACUAUGCAAGCAUUAUUCACCUGAACACAGAGACCACGACGACUGCAAGGAGGCUCUGAGGGAGGUGGCCGAGAUAUCCAUUCAGCUGCAGAGCAGUCUUAUCCGGCUGGAGAAUUUCCAGAAGCUAACGGAGCUCCAGAGAGACCUGAUUGGUAUAGAGAACCUAACAGCACCAGGAAGGGAGUUCAUUCGAGAGGGAUGUCUGUUCAAGCUCACCAAGAAAGGCCUGCAGCAACGAAUGUUCUUCUUGUUCUCAGACAUGCUCCUCUACACAAGCAAAGGUGUUACAGCGACUAAUCAGUUCAAAGUGCACGGACAGCUGCCCCUUCAUGGCAUGAUAGUUGAGGAAAGUGAAAAUGAGUGGUCAGUCCCCCACUGUUUCACCAUCUACUCUGCCCAGAGAACCAUUGUUGUGGCUGCAAGCUCUAGAGUGGAAAUGGGGAAGUGGAUCGAGGAUCUGAACAUGGCUAUUGACCUAGCCAAGAAGUCUCAAGAGAAAUCCAACAUCUUCCUCGAUGCUGAGCUCAGUGAUCGCUCCAACCGGUCAUCUGAUGAGGUUUCUCUGGAGCAGGAGUCGGAGGAUGACACGAACUCCUCCCGUACUUCACUGGAUAAGCAGACGCAUCACCGUGCCAACACAACCAUGCAUGUGUGCUGGCACCGCAACACCAGUGUAUCUAUGUCUGACCACAGUCUGGCUGUGGAGAACCAGCUGUCAGGUUACCUCCUGAGGAAGUUCAAGAACAGUAACGGGUGGCAGAAACUCUGGGUUGUUUUCACCAACUUCUGCUUGUUCUUCUACAAGACUCACCAGGACGACUUCCCGCUGGCUAGUUUGCCCCUGCUCGGCUACACAGUUAGCACUCCUGAGGAGUCGGACAGCAUCCACAAGGAGUAUGUCUUCAAACUGCAGUUCAAGUCCCAUGUUUACUUUUUCAGGGCAGAGAGCGAGUACACCUUUGAAAGAUGGAUGGAGGUGAUCAAGAGUGCGGCCAGCACUGCAGGCUGGAUGAGUCUGCUCGUGCCCAAAGGGGGGCCCACAGAGGUGAACGGAAACUGACUGAAACAUCAAGUAUCCAGAGGCUGGGCCUCUGGGAUGCCAGAAGGAGACUGUUUAGUCUGAAUGGAAGGUUUGACCAGUAUCACCUGGAGACUGGAAGAUAGUGCCAGUUUAACAUUUCUCUACUUAAUUCUAAUGGUCAUUUUUUUGAUUAAUGAUGUAAAUGAUGAGAUUUAUUCCAGUACACAGAAUAUAAUGAAAGGGAGUCAUGUACAUGAUUAUCUUUUUUUUUUUUUUUUUUUUUUUUGCAUGUGUAGUGCUCAGUUUGGCUGUGUAAUACAUACUGAUGGCACAGGAAACACUGUUUUAUGGGGACCAAAUCAUCAGAGGGCAUAAAUCCAAGCUUUUUGAGGGACAUUUCUCUUCAGCACAUGACAACUAGAGCUUUGUUUGGUACAGCAUGUGGAAAACGAAGGUACAAGCCAGUUUGUUCUCUUCAUUGUGCUUUGAAAGCACUAAAGGUGUGUGAGAUGAAUGUGAGCAAGAAGGUUCGCGGAAAUGAGUUUGAGACGUCAAUUGUAGAAGAUGCUUGGACAUUUUGAGGAAUUUGUGCUGCAGUUAGGACAAAGACACAACAAAUCCGGCUUCAGACAUUUAGCAAAGUGUACAUGUCGCAGGGUUUGAAGCGUGAACCUGUACGAGCAGAAUGUAUCAGGCUUUCUUUGCCUGGUAAAGUAAGGAUGCUCUAAAGGGGUGUUCCUGAGUAAUUAGGCAGCGUUACAGCCAGCUCAGUGCUACAUUUUGGUCUUUAAUAUAAUAUAAUUGAAUAGUUGUAACAGCUUGAGGAAAUGCUGUGCAGUGGUUACACUAGUGUUUACUCUGUAAAAGGUACAGACUUUCUACAAACAGAACAAACUUUGAAGUAAUUGUAUUUUGUGAUGUUUUGCUGAUGUCAGAUGUUAUUGACACUUAUUGCCAUUUAUUUAAUGUGCUUCAUGAAAAUAUAUGGAAAUAUUUGGCAUUUGUUUUAUGAAAACUGGAAUCUAUAC
This is a messenger RNA of Monopterus albus (swamp eel), 4319 nucleotides long. RefSeq names its product FERM, RhoGEF and pleckstrin domain protein 2 (gene farp2). The record is from RefSeq and is a predicted model, not a curated record. Bases 139 to 3330 code for a protein of 1063 amino acids. Gene Ontology annotation, cellular component: cytoskeleton. The transcript has 27 exons. Gene Ontology annotation, molecular function: guanyl-nucleotide exchange factor activity; cytoskeletal protein binding. NCBI's taxonomy places the organism in Eukaryota, Metazoa, Chordata, Actinopteri, Synbranchiformes, Synbranchidae.